ACAAAAUUGUAAAAACAAAUAUCUAUAGCAAGAGGAGAAGGGGCGACGCGGUCUUGUGCACCACCACCAAAUCACUGCGCCGAUCCACUCUUCGCCAGUGGAAUUGUUAGCGUCCUUUUGGCAAAGAAUUGACUAAAUGGCUGCUGGAAGAGGCAUCAAUCAGUUUCUGCGAAAGAGAUUUCAGUUCCAAUCUUCAACUCCAUCUUUCUUUUCAACAUUAAAGCAGGAUGCUGCUGCUGGUUCAUCUAGCAUGAUGUCACUGAGGGCAUUAGCGCUAAUUGGAGCUAGUAUUUCUGGUAUUCUCAGCUUUGGUGCUAUUACAUCAGCAGAUGAAGCAGAACAUGGCUUGCCAGCGCCUAAGUAUCCGUGGCCUCACAAAGGCAUUCUUAGUUCUUAUGACCAUGCAUCGAUUCGCCGUGGUCAUCAAGUUUAUCAGCAAGUUUGUGCUUCUUGCCAUUCAAUGUCUCUUGUUUCGUAUCGAGAUCUUGUGGGCGUGGCCUACACAGAAGAAGAGACAAAGGCAAUGGCAGCUGAGAUUGAGGUGGUUGACGGUCCUAAUGAUGAAGGAGAAAUGUUUACUCGCCCUGGUAAAUUAAGUGACCGCUUCCCGCAGCCAUAUCCAAAUGAACAAGCAGCCAGAUUUGUAAAUGGAGGGGCAUAUCCUCCGGACCUUAGCCUGAUCACCAAGGCACGACACAAUGGCCAAAACUAUGUGUUUGCUCUUCUUACUGGUUACCGUGAUCCUCCAGCUGGUGUUGCGAUUCGAGAUGGGCUGCAUUAUAAUCCAUACUUCCCAGGUGGUGCAAUAGCUAUGCCCCAAAUGCUCAUCGAUGGUGCUGUAGAAUAUGAAGAUGGUACUCCUGCCACUGAAUCCCAGAUGGGAAAGGAUGUUGUUACCUUCUUAUCUUGGGCAGCAGAGCCAGAAAUGGAAGAGAGAAAGCUGAUGGGGUUCAAAUGGAUUUUCGUACUGUCACUUGCUCUUCUCCAAGCCGCCUAUUAUCGACGUUUGAAGUGGUCGGUCUUCAAGUCGCGAAAACUAGUGGUGGAUGCUGUCAACUAAUCUGCUUGUUUUAGUUGGAACAGCUUCCAUUUGAGGACCAAAUCGCAAUAAUGAGUGAUGCAAUGUUGUCAAACUACAUCACAACCUGUUUUCUACACUUUUUUUUUAAAUAAUAAUUUGGUGUUUUUUUAA
Messenger RNA from Zingiber officinale, 1192 nucleotides. RefSeq names its product cytochrome c1-2, heme protein, mitochondrial-like. Gene Ontology annotation, molecular function: electron transfer activity; heme binding. Lineage: Eukaryota; Viridiplantae; Streptophyta; Magnoliopsida; Zingiberales; Zingiberaceae. The record is from RefSeq and is a predicted model, not a curated record. The coding region runs from base 137 to 1060 and encodes 307 amino acids. Gene Ontology annotation, biological process: mitochondrial electron transport, ubiquinol to cytochrome c. The transcript is spliced from 8 exons.